Molecule: messenger RNA, 2436 nt
Organism: Ectocarpus sp. CCAP 1310/34
Lineage: Eukaryota; Phaeophyceae; Ectocarpales; Ectocarpaceae
Source: the annotation of a GenBank genome assembly
AUGGCGGGGCCUCCGGCCUUGGGAACUCCCGCCGGUGUACGGAGAAAAGGUGGCGGCACCGACGCCAGCGCUAGCGGCGGCGGCAACAGCGGUGAUGCCAUCACCGGUGACUGCACAGACAGCGCGGACAACCACAGUGUCACUCCCAGCGACACCAACAACGACAACAACGACGACGAGGACGACAACGACAAUCACAACAGCACCAACACCACCACCACCAACAACAACAACAGCAGCAGCAGCAGCAGCAGCAGCAGCAACAACAACAAAUCCGUCGUCACCGCCGGCACUGACACCACGACCACCACCAAAAUCAACGACAACGACACCGGCCGCAACAGCAGCAGCAGCAGCAGCAGCGGCGGCAGCGCGUUGCGUACAGUGGCCGUGUCCCUCUCCGGCGGGGUGGACUCCAUGGCCCUCUGCAGGGCCCUCGUGCACCUCCAACCGGUGUACGGCUUCGAGGUGAUGGGCAUCCACAUCGACUACGGCAACAGGCACGAGAGCGGCCGAGAGGCAGACUUUGUGGAGGGGUGGUGCGAGAGACACGGCGUGGUUUUCUACAAGAGGGCCAUCGGGGAGGUUCGGAGGGGGGUCACCGCCCGCGAUGAGUACGAGAAGGUGGCUCGCGAAAUCCGCUUCGACGCAUACAAGGCGGCGCUGGGAGGGCGAUCGAACGACGGCAACGGCGACGACAACGAGGGAGGCGGCAAGGAGGAGAAGGGAGAAGGGGGAGGGGUGCGUCCGGCGGUGAUGUUCGGGCACCACGAGGGGGACGUGGAGGAGAACGUGCUGACGAACCUCAUCAAGGGCUGCAGCAUCCUCGAGCUCGCGGGCAUGUCGCCUGAGAACACCGUCAACGGGGUGCGGGUGUGGCGGCCCAUGCUGCCGUUCGGGAAGGACGUGGUGUACGACUUCGCGCACAAGUUCGGGGUGCCCUACUUCAAGGACACCACGCCGUCGUGGUCUACCAGAGGAAAGCUUCGCCGUCAGUUGAUCCCGAUGAUGGAGGACGUGUUCGGGAGCGGGGUUCUGGGCCACCUGUCGGCCGUGGCGAGGGAGUCGGACGAUCUCAGGGACCUGGUGCACCGGGAGCUGUUCCAGCCGGUCUGGGACAAGGCCGUCACGCAGCCGUUGGGGCUACGCCUCGACGUUGAGUCUUACAGGAGCCACGGCCUGCUCUUCUGGAAGGAGGUUUUGCGGCAGCUGGUGCACAAGAUGGGGAUGCCCAUGGUCCGCGACAAGACGCUGGGAAUGUUCGUCAGGGACACGCUACAGCGCGACACUCACGUACCUCUGAAGGACAAGUGGGUAGAGCUGAGGAAAGAGUACGUGGGUUUCCUGUGCGGAGGAAGCCUGUACAUCUUCAGGAUGGGGGUGUUCCUGCCGCCGAACACGUCCUACGGCGAGAAGGCCGAGGGGACACCUGUCCCGCUAGACGGCGGUCUAGUGCAGGUCGGUCCGUGGAGGAUCACGACGGCAGAGACCGAGACCAAACCACCGCAGGAGCUGCAGGAUUUCGAGCGAGGCCGCCCCCCCGCGGCCAACGCCCUUCCGUUUGCGUCCAUGGACGAGCUCAUGGACGGGGAGUUGAGCUACGUGGUGGCCGUGCCAGACACACCGGAGGCAGCGCUAACGGUCCAGCCUGGUUUGAGAGCGAAGGCCCCGGCGUGGCGAGACGUCGACCCCCGCAUACGCCGCGGGAUGCCCCUGGUGGCCCCGCCCCCCUCACGGGACCCGCCUCUUCUCAAGGAGAGCGGCGCGAGGAUGGUGACUGUCACGCUCAAGUAUACGGGAGCGGGCACGUCACCCUUGUAACGGUUCGUUGUAACGGUUCGUUGUAACGAUUCGUUGUAACGGUUCUUUAGUGCGAGUGUUUUUUUCUUGUCUGAGAAAUAUUAUCACUUUUGCCGUCCCAGCACACAAAGAUGUUGGUGGUGCGCGAAAGGCUGUAAACUGUCUGCGUGUAUUGUCUGUGCCGCAAAGUAGAGUUGGUAGUCUCCCCAGCGGAUAGCGGUAGCAUACUGAAGAGUAGUAGAUGUAGUACUAGUAGAGAGUAGUUGCAGCAAUUGUAGUAGCAGCAUCAGCAGCUGCAGCAGCAGUAUAAUAGUUGUAUCAAUAGCAACGUAUGUCGAGUGGGCGGUGGGACUAAAAAUGAGGGAAUCCUGAAGCAGUACUAGCCAGGUUUGUUGACGCAGUGAUGAAGUCGUCCUUGCUUGUGGAUUGGUAUUGUUGUCAGUGUUGCAAGUGGGUCGAUGCUUUGCCUUUUGGCCGCCCCCAAGGCGGGCGAGGGUAGGCGUACACGACUGCCUUCGGUAAGAAGUCCGGGGGGCAGGCAGAGAAAGGAGAAUUGGGUUCGUGUGGCGCAGCCGUUUUUGCGCUUUUCGGUUUCAGGAGUUGGCCCAUCGAGUGGACACCGCUGUACUGGAAGAU